Adineta steineri is the source of this 1422-nucleotide messenger RNA. The record is from the annotation of a GenBank genome assembly. Lineage: Eukaryota; Metazoa; Rotifera; Eurotatoria; Adinetida; Adinetidae.
AUGACAACUGAAUACGAACGUAAAUUAAUUGAUAUGCGAUCACAAAUGCAAGAAAAUAAUGCAUAUUUAGACGAUUAUAUGAAAGAUUUAAAUUCUUGGACAGAUGAUAUGAAAAAGAAAGAAGAAACUGUAAAAAAAUCUACAAAUUCUAAUUCAACACCAGCAGAUCUUCCACCAAUACGAAAUUUUGUUGAACCACCAAGACCAAAAAAAAAAUCUCAAAAUAAAACGAAACCAAAAACUUCGUCAUCUAUACGUUCAUUUGAUUAUAAUGCAUGGAGUAAAUUUGAUGUUGAUGCUGAAUGUGAACGAAUUGAUAAUGAACAAAAAGUAGAGAAUGAUGGUGGCGACGAAGAAGAAGAAGAUGAUGAUGAAGAUGAAGAUGAUGAACAAUGGCAAGAAGAAGUAUUAAAAAAGAAAGCUGAACAUUAUAAAGAUUGGGGUAAUCAUUAUUUUAAACAAAAAUCUUAUGCUCAAGCUAUUGAAAAUUAUACAAAAGCAAUUGAAUGCAAUCCAACAUCUCAUAUCUAUUUUGCUAAUCGUGCUCAAUGCCAAUUAUUUGAAGAGCGUUAUGGUGCUUGUGAAGCUGAUUGUACAUUAGCUAUACAACUUGAUAAAAAUUAUAUAAAAGCUUAUUAUAGACGAGCAUUAGCACGUAUUGGACUGGGAAAAAUUGAUCAAGCAAGAGAAGAUUUAGAAUAUGUUAUUUCACGUGAACCAUCUAAUACCGAUGCAAAAAAUAAAUUAGCUGAAGUUAAUAAAAAUGAUGAAAUUAAACGAUUAGGAAGAAUAUAUCCAUUACAAGAUAAACCUAUUGAUAAACGAUCAACUAAACCUUUAAAAAGAAUUGAAAUACAAGAAAUUGAUACAUCAAUUAUUUCAAAUAGUACAAUUACAAAGAAGAAAAAUAUUAUUAUUGAAGAAAUUGAAACAACAGAAGUUCCAACUCCUUCUGAACCUAUACCACCACCACCACCAUCACAACCUCUUCCACCUCCUUCUGCUCCUUCUACACAAUCUCAAAAACCAUCACCUAAAUCAAUUCCUAUUCCAACAGCAAUUCCAACAACAGGUUUUCAAUUUAAACGUGACUGGGCAAAUCUAAAUAAUCAACUUGACAAGCAAUCAAUUUACUUCAAUCAAAUUCCUCCAACAACAUAUAAAACAAUCUUUUCUACUGGUCUUGAUUCAUCUGUAUUUUCACGAAUUUUACUAUUAUGGUCAAUGAAAACAAAUAUUGAUGAACAUUUAAUUAAUUCCAUGUAUGAAAUACGUCAAACACCGAGAUUUAAUACACAAUUAAGUUUUCUCAAUAAUGACGAUAAACAAUUAUUAAAAACCACUUUAGAUCGAUUACAAAUCGAUUCUUCAUUAUCAAAAGAAAAAAUUCAAAAAAUUUUAAAUGAUUAUAAAAUUGAUUGA